GCUAAGAUUAUUUAUCCCCACCCAUCAGUCAGCCUGUCAUAGGGAACAUGCCUUGUUGUUUGCCUACUACAGGCUCCAAGAAAAGGAGGGAAGGAGAGGAACUGUGAUUCCUAUUAGAAGCCUGUACAUCAAAGAGAAGUCAUGUUGGAAGAAUUCUGCAAUUCUGUCUUCUGGAAUGCCUCGUUCCUGGACAGACCAGAUGCUGAUUUGCCUCUGUGCUUUGAACAAACUGUUCUGGUCUGGAUACCUCUGGGCUUCCUUUGGCUUUUGGCUCCUUGGCAUUUGUACUGCAUAUAUAAAUCCAGAACCAGCAAGUCAUCGUUAACCCAUCUUUACCUUACAAAGCAGGUGCUUGUUGUGCUACUUCUAAUUACAUCAGUCAUAGAAUUGGCCCUCACCAUUGUUGAAAGCCAGGAACAGCCCACUCCACCCCCUGUUCAGUACACUAAUCCGUGUCUCUUCAUAGUUACCUGGGUCCUAGUUUUGGUAAUCCAUCACUGCAAGAGAUGGUGUGUAAAUCAGGACUCUUGGGUACUGAUUAUGUUCUGGAUUUUCUCUCUGGUUUGUGGAGUUUUCCAGUUCCAGACUUUUAUCCGGAUCCUCUUAAAGGGAAACAAUUCCAAUCUUGCUGAAUUCUGCCUGUAUUUCAUCUCCUAUGGCAUUAAGCUCCUUACUCUGAUAGUUUCAUCUAUUUCCGAGAGGACUCCAGAAACCAAAGCAUCAUCAAAUAAUCCAUCUGCCACGGCCUCAUUUUUAAGUUCCAUUACCUUUAGCUGGUUUGACAGUAUCAUUGUGAAAGGUUAUAAACAUCCCUUGACCUUGGAAGAUGUCUGGGAGUUGAACGAAGACCAGAAAACCCAAAAACUCUCUAAUAUUUUUGCAAAACACAUGGAAAAAGGAAUAAAGAAGGCCAGGAAGGCACUUCAGAAACGGUGUCAGAAGAGAAAAUCCCAGGAGAAAUCUGAAACCCAGAUGAAUGGCCCAAACAUUAGUCAGAGCCAAGACAACCUUGUGUUGGAAGACAUGAAGCAGAAAAAAAAGAAGAAAGAGUCAAUAACAGGAACCUCUCAAGACUUUGCCAAGUCCUGGCUGAUCAAAACUCUGUUUAACACCUUCCGUGGGGUUUUGAUGAAAUCCUUCUUCUACAAGCUGGUUCAAGACUUACUGACAUUUCUGAGUCCUCAGCUCUUAAAGCUGAUGAUCUCAUUUGCCAAUGACUCCUCAAGUUAUAUAUGGAAAGGCUAUGUAUGGUCUUCCCUCUUCUUUGUGGUGGCUCUCAUCCAAUCCUUCUGCCUUCAGUGGUACUUUCAGUACUGUUUCAUCCUGGGCAUGGAUGUGCGGACAACCCUCAUGGAUUCCAUUUAUAGGAAGACACUGACUAUCUCUAACAAGUCCCGGAAGCAGUACACUAUUGGAGAAACUGUCAACCUGAUGGCUGUGGAUGCCCAGCGAUUUACAGAUGUGGCCAAUUUUAUUCAUUUGAUAUGGUCAUGCCCUUUGCAAAUUAUAUUAUCCAUUGUCUUCUUGUGGCUGGAGCUAGGACCCUCUAUCCUUGCGGGUCUAGGGUUAAUGAUUCUACUUAUCCCCAUUAAUGCAGUGCUGGCUACCAAAAGCAGGAAAAUUCAGGUUGAGAAUAUGAAGAACAAAGACAAGCGUCUGAAACUCAUGAAUGAGAUUCUUGGUGGAAUAAAGAUCCUGAAAUACUUUGCCUGGGAACCUUCAUUUAUGGAGCAGAUACAGGGGAUUCGAAAGAAGGAGCUGAAGAACUUGAAGUCAUUUUCUCUGUUGCAGUCUGUUGUGGUCUUCAUCUUCAGUCUAGCUCCUAUUAUGGUAUCAUUGAUAACUUUUACUGUCUAUGUCCUGGUGGAUAGCAAUAAUGUUUUGGAUGCACAAAAGGCCUUCACUUCUAUUACUUUGUUUAACAUACUCCGUUUCCCCCUGGCCAUGUUCCCAAUGCUAAUUUCUUCCAUGCUCCAGGUUAGUGUUUCUACAGAGCGCCUGGAAAAGUACUUGACUGGAGAUGACUUGGAUACAUCCAGCAUUCGAUGGGAUGUUCAUUCUGACAAAGCUGUUCAAUUCCACAAAGCCUCCUUUACCUGGGACCGAAGUAUUGAGCCAGCCAUCCAAAAUGUGACUCUGGACAUUAAGACAGGCCAACUGAUAGCUGUGGUGGGGACUGUUGGCUCUGGGAAAUCCUCUCUAAUGGCAUCCAUAUUGGGAGAAAUGGAGCCUGUCCAUGGGCACAUCACUCUCAAGGGCUCUAUAGCCUACGUUCCUCAGCAGUCAUGGAUCCAGAAUGGUACCAUGAAAGACAACAUUUUGUUUGGAUCCCCAUUGGAUGAAGAGAGAUAUUAUCAGGUUCUAGAGGCCUGUGCUCUCCUCACAGAUUUGAAAAUACUGCCUGCAGGGGACCUCACUGAAAUUGGAGAGAAGGGCAUAAACCUUAGUGGAGGGCAGAAGCAGCGCAUCAGCCUAGCUAGAGCCGUCUAUAACAACUCAGACAUCUACAUUUUGGAUGAUCCCCUCUCAGCUGUAGAUUCUCACGUAGGAAAGCAUCUUUUCAACAAAGUCAUUGGCCCAAAUGGGUUACUGAAGGACAAGACUCGAAUAUUGGUGACACAUGGCAUUCACUUCCUUCCCCAAGUGGAUGAUAUUGUGGUCUUGGUGAAUGGUGUCAUAGUGGAGAAAGGAUCCUACAGUGAUCUGUUGGCUAACAAAGCAACAUUUGCCAAGAAUCUGAAGCUAUUUGCCAAGAAAAGCAGCUCAGAAGGAGAGGCCACAGUUAAUGAGAGUGAAAGUGAAAAUGAAGAUGACCUUCUCCCAAGUGUAGAAGAAAUUCCUAAUGAAGCAGUCUCCAUUACUUUAAAAAGAGAGAAUAACUUUCAACGAACGCUCAGUCGAAGAUCCAGAUCUGACAGCAACAGACAUCGCAAGUCCCUCCGAAAUUCCCUAAAAGUUGGUAAUAUGAAGCCAAAGCAAAAAGAAAAUGAAGAGAUUGUGAAAGGACAAAAACUAAUUGAGAAAGAAACGGUAGAAACUGGACAGGUGAAGUUUUCUGUCUUCCUGAAGUACCUGAAUGCAAUGGGAUGGUGGUUUAUCAUCUUCAUUCUCCUUGCUUAUAUGGCAAAUUCUGUGGCUUUCAUGGGAUCCAACUUCUGGCUCAGUGAAUGGACCAAUGACGCCCAGGACUACUUGAAUAAAACCUAUCCAACCUCUCAGCGGGAUUUGAGGAUCGGAAUUUAUGGAGUGCUGGGAUUUGCUCAAGGUUUCUUUGUGCUUUUGGCAAGUUUCCUGUCCGCCUAUGGCUCCUUACAUGCUUCCCAAACCCUGCACUUGCAGCUGCUAUACAACAUCCUUCGAGCGCCCAUGAGUUUUUUUGACACCACACCCACAGGCAGGAUUGUGAACAGGUUUGCCAAUGACAUUUCUACAGUGGAUGACACCAUACCUGCAUCUUUACGAAGUUGGAUCCUUUGCUUCUUGGGCAUCAUCAGUACCCUUGUCAUGAUCAGUGCCGUUACCCCAGUUUUCAUCAUCAUCAUCAUCCCUCUGGCCAUCAUUUAUAUCUUCGUACAGAGAUUCUACGUGGCCACCUCCCGCCAGCUGAGACGUCUGGACUCUGUCACCAAGUCUCCAAUAUACUCCCAUUUCAGUGAAACGGUCUCGGGUUUGUCCAUAAUCAGGGCCUUUGAGCAUCAGCAGCGUUUUCAGAAGCACAACGAAAGCUUAAUCGAUAUCAACAAGAAAUGCGUCUUUUCCUGGAUCAUUUCCAAUAGGUGGCUGGCGAUUCGAUUGGAGCUGGUCGGGAAUCUGGUGGUGUUCUUUUCCGCCUUGCUGGGCGUCAUUUACAAAGAAGAUCUGCGAGGGGACGCCGUGGGCUUGGUGCUGUCCAACGCGCUCAAUAUUACACAAACUCUGAACUGGCUGGUGAGGAUGACUUCUGAACUGGAAACCAAUAUUGUGGCUGUUGAGCGCAUCGAUGAGUACAUUAAAGUAAAAAAUGAGGCUCCCUGGAUAACAGAGAAGAGACCCCCAGAUGACUGGCCCAGCAAAGGGGAGAUCCACUUCUCUAAUUACCAAGUGCGCUAUCGCCCUGAGCUGGAACUGACAUUGCACGGCAUCACUUGCCACAUUGAGAGUGCCGAGAAGGUUGGUGUAGUGGGCAGGACGGGGGCUGGGAAGUCCUCCCUUACCAGUUGCCUCUUCAGGAUCUUAGAAGCUGCAGGAGGCCAGCUCACAAUUGAUGGACUAGAUAUUGCCUCCAUUGGGCUCCAUGAUCUCCGAAACAAAUUGACCAUCAUUCCUCAGGAUCCCAUCCUGUUCUCCGGAAGCCUGAGGAUGAAUCUGGAUCCUUUCAACAAGUACUCGGAUGAAGAGAUCUGGAAGGCGCUGGAACUGGCUCACCUGAAGCCCUACGUGGAAGGCCUGCCGCAGGGGCUGGGCCAUGAAGUGAGCGAGGCUGGGGACAACUUCAGCGUAGGGCAGAGGCAGCUUCUGUGCCUGGGUCGUGCUCUGCUUCGGAAAUCCAAGAUUCUCAUCAUGGACGAGGCCACGGCUGCCGUGGAUCUAGAAACAGAUAACCUAAUCCACACCACAAUCCGAGAGGAGUUCUCCAAUUGCACGGUCAUCACCAUCGCCCACCGCCUCCACACUAUUAUGGACUGUGACAGGAUUAUAGUAUUGGAUAGUGGGAAGAUUAUAGAAUAUGACAGUCCUGAAAAACUGCUCCAGAGGUCUGGCCCCUUUUACUUCAUGGCCAAAGACGCUGGCAUUGAAAGUUUGAACACAUCACUCUAGCCACAUCCAAAGGCUACUGACACACAAAGCCUGAUGUAAAUAAAUAAAACUACACAAAGGAACUGACUUCUGAGCUGGACCAUCUGGAUCUUCAUAAUCACUGAGUGAUAAUGUGCCCACAGGACUGAGGCAGUGAAAUCCAUACGUUCCAUCCUGGUCCUUCUGUGUUGGUUUUCUUUGAGUUCCAAAACAUAAGGGAGUAGAGGUGAUGGCACCUGCGAUAGGAGAAUGCUGAGUAACAUUCUGAGGACAGUGCCUGGCAAGUAGUAGGUAUUUAAUAAAUGCUCCUGAUUAAAGGAGUUUGGGCAUUCUUGUUUUAUGAAUGUUAAAUAUUUUGAGGGCCCAUCAAUCACCUAUUAGUAUGGGAUGUGCCUCUGACCCAAUUUAUGCCUUAAAAAAAAGGCAGAUGAUAAUUGCAAAUAAACAAUUGCUAUCUUAUUGCUUGCCUUCUCAAUGGAUGGGAGAUUUCGGAACCCUAAAUUUAAAAAAACUUGUCAAAAAAUUUUAUAUGUAAUUGUACAUAUAGUUUUUGCAUGUGAUUUAUAUGUGAUGUCCAUUAAAUACAAUUUUAAACAAAUUUUAAUGUACAAAAUACAAUUUUAAACAAUUAAAGAGGCAGAUGCUUCUAUCUCCCUAUGUUCAUAGAAUAGGGCAAGUGAAAGGACAAAUAUGAAACAUUUGGCUCCUUGUUCCCAAGAAGAGAAGAACAAAUGGGCACUAAAGAUGGCUGCAGCCAAAUGAAAUUUGCUUCAGUGCUCCAACUAUGCCCAUGUCACCAUCAAGAAGUCUGCCACCUGCAGCCAGCCAUAUCAUGACAAUUCUUGAGCGUCAGUGUCUUCACAUCUAUGGACUCCCCAAGCUCAAUGUAUGAUAGUACUUUCCUGCGUAUACUGUCUGGUCCCAGUAAGGUGUUGAAGAGCCUGGUGGGAGGCCCAAAAAGAUCAGCCGCCCUCACCCCACUUCAAAUAUUUUGGCCCGAGACCUUCAAAGGAAAAUAAGAAGCAGGUUUAACUUAAAGAGAGUAGAACAAAAACAAUAACUAGAACAAUGCAAAAGAGAUUUCAAAAUGCAAAUUUAUCAGAUGUCAACUGCAAAAACUGCUGCUGAGUAAUUUUUUUAGUUGUAUUUAAAUUUUGCCUUUUGACAAAGCAAAAAUGAAAACUAAAAAAGCAACUGAAAGCCUACUACCAUCACUGUCUCUAUCUCAGCCUCUUAAUAAUUAUAUCAAUUAUCAAGUUUCUCUUCCCUACUCUUUUUAUAUUCUAUCUCCAAAUUCCCUCCAAAAAUUUCACUCGCCACACCAAGGAGUCCUUGGAAUUGAGCUGAUGAACCUAAGAAAGGGUCUGCAUUCCCACCAUUUCCACCAGUACUUUUA
Messenger RNA from Sarcophilus harrisii (Tasmanian devil), 6172 nucleotides. RefSeq names its product ATP binding cassette subfamily C member 2 (gene ABCC2). Gene Ontology annotation, biological process: transmembrane transport. The record is from RefSeq and is a predicted model, not a curated record. Lineage: Eukaryota; Metazoa; Chordata; Mammalia; Dasyuromorphia; Dasyuridae. Gene Ontology annotation, molecular function: ATP hydrolysis activity; ABC-type transporter activity; ATP binding. Gene Ontology annotation, cellular component: apical plasma membrane. Bases 142 to 4797 code for a protein of 1551 amino acids. The transcript is spliced from 32 exons.